Messenger RNA from Geodia barretti, 1280 nucleotides. The record is from the annotation of a GenBank genome assembly. NCBI's taxonomy places the organism in Eukaryota, Metazoa, Porifera, Demospongiae, Tetractinellida, Geodiidae.
AGGUGAGUUAUAGCGAUAGAGCAUGUCAGCAAUGAGGUUCGCAGAGCAAGGGCAAAAGCAGACAGGAUGUUUAGCUCAAGGAUAAAGGAAGAGAUUCUUUUGGUGGGAUUUAAACUCACAACCCUGUGCAGUCUAGGAGAGCGCUCUACACACUGGAUGGUUUCAUCUGCGAUGUGUAAUACACAUGAAUAUGCAUUGAUGAUUACACUAAUAAUCGUUUCAUCUGCGAUGUACACAGGCAGUGAUGGCGAGUGAUUUUGCCAUGGGGAGGUUCCACUUUCUGGAGAAGCUCCUGCUGGUACAUGGUCACUGGUCCUACAGUAGACUGGCCAGAAUGAUGCUCUACUUCUUCUACAAGAACAUGGCGUAUGCGACGCUACUGUUCUGGUGGCAGUUGUUCAACGCGUGGUCGGGCUCCAACCCCAUCGACGGCAUCAACCUCACCAUCUUCAACCUGGUCUACACCUCCCUCCCCAUCAUGGUGGUGGGCGUGGCCGACCAGGACCUCCUUGCUCCGACUCUCCUGCGGGAGAAACACUACUAUUCACAGGGCCGGCUCUCCUCUCUCUACACCCACUGGAAGUUUGGACUCACUGUGGCCGACGCUAUCUACCAGAGCUGUGCCGUUUUCUUCCUCUCUUACGGGGUGUACUAUGAGAGUGAUGUUGGUGUGACAGAGUUUGGGUUUGUGAUCAACAUUGUCAUUGUGAUAGUCGUCUCCUUCCAUCUCGCAGUGGAGACUCUACAUUGGACGGUGGUGAACCAUGUGCUGUUGUGGGGCAGCGUGGCCAUGGUGUUUGUCUUCAACUAUGUGUACACGGCCAUCGACUCCCAGCAAAAGUUCAUGGACACCUAUUGGAUCAUGUUUGCUGUCAGCUCUCGACCUCGGUUCUGGUUCCUCUGUCUACUGGCCCCUGUCGUCUGCCUCAUUCCGCGAGUCAUUGGCAAGGUGGUGGAGCAGGAGUUUUUCCCGUCGGAUGUCCUCAGAGCUAGAGCUGCUGAGAAGCAGAGGAGAUCUCCCACACCCUCCCUCGUCACUCCGGUGGAGACAACCGAGGAGACUCAUAAUCAUGCAAACAACUCAACACAAAGCAGAACUACCGUAUUUCACGACCCUCUCUGACACACUCAUAUCACUGUGGCUCUCUAUUUACGACCUGAUACUAGGGGUUUUUAAAAAAGCGAAAUGCACGAGCUGUGUGGUGUUUAUUCAGGACUGGAGUAUGUGUUUAACAACAUAAUUGCGUUAAAAUUAUUGAAGCGAAUUUUUAGGGAUCAGC